Messenger RNA from Sungouiella intermedia, 963 nucleotides. The record is from the annotation of a GenBank genome assembly. Lineage: Eukaryota; Fungi; Ascomycota; Pichiomycetes; Serinales; Metschnikowiaceae.
AUGUCGGGAGCUGGUAACAGAGAACAGGUGUUCCCAACUCGUAUGACAUUGAGUGUCAUGAAGGGUAAAUUGAAGGGUGCUCAACAAGGACACUCGUUAUUGAAGAGAAAAUCGGAAGCUUUGACCAAGAGAUUCAGAGAUAUCACCCAGAGAAUCGACGAUGCCAAAAGAAAGAUGGGUCGUGUCAUGCAAACAGCUGCCUUUUCUUUAGCGGAGGUUCAGUACGCUACCGGAGACAAUAUUGCCUAUCAGGUUCAAGAGAGUGUCCAAAAGGCAAGAUUUCAAGUUAAGGCCAAACAGGAGAAUGUAUCUGGUGUUUAUUUGCCUACUUUCGAGAGCUUCAUCAAUGAGGAUAUCAAUGACUUCAAGAUGACCGGUUUGGGAAGAGGAGGACAACAGGUGCAGAAAGCUAAGUUGGUUUAUACUAAGGCUGUGGAAACGUUGGUUGAGUUGGCAUCUUUGCAAACUGCAUUCAUCAUUUUGGAUGAAGUUAUCAAGGUUACUAAUAGAAGAGUCAAUGCUAUUGAACAUGUGAUUAUUCCAAGGACCGAGAACACUAUUAGCUAUAUCAAUUCUGAGUUGGACGAAUUGGACAGAGAGGAAUUUUACAGAUUGAAGAAGGUUCAGGAGAAGAAACAAAUAGCGGUUGCAGCUGAAGAGGAAGAAGAGCUUGCUAAGAGAGCUGCUAAUUCAGGCGAGUCUAUCUAUGAAGAUGAAGAUGAAGAAGAAGACGAAGAAGCAGCAGCGCAAGAUGCCGAACUCGAGGAGUCUGAUGCAACACCUAUUCCUCAAGAAUCUUCUGCUCCUGCAACUGCAACCACGCUGGGAAAGAAGAAGAAGAAGAAUAAGAAGAAGAAGAGCACAAAAGUUCAACCUAGCGAGAGUGAAAUCAUCGAAAAUGUCGACAAAUUGGCCAACCAAGGUGAAGUUUUGCAGAAUGAUGAAGAGGAUGUUAUCUUCUGA